This is a messenger RNA of Spathaspora passalidarum NRRL Y-27907, 786 nucleotides long. It is a transcript of the gene CYC3, whose product is annotated as holocytochrome c synthase. The coding region runs from base 1 to 786 and encodes 261 amino acids. Gene Ontology annotation, cellular component: mitochondrion. NCBI's taxonomy places the organism in Eukaryota, Fungi, Ascomycota, Pichiomycetes, Serinales, Debaryomycetaceae. The transcript has a single exon. Gene Ontology annotation, biological process: cytochrome c-heme linkage. The record is from RefSeq and is a predicted model, not a curated record. Gene Ontology annotation, molecular function: holocytochrome-c synthase activity.
AUGGGUUGGUUUUGGGCAGAUUCAAAAGCUAGAUCUAUAAACGAUUCAGUAAGCACUCCAGCAUCCUCAGGAUGCCCUAUAGAUCAUUCUUCUUUUAUAUCAGCUUGUCCCGUUAAAGGAAGUGGCGGCAACAAUGAAGAGCUUAACCCAUUAAAUAACAUGCCAGUAAACCUUUCAUCGCAACGAGCACCGGGUCAAAAAUUAGCAUUGUCAACUACUCGUACAUUUUCAACUAUUCCUCGUGGGGAAACUGAAGAUAAUGGUGUGUGGGAAUAUCCAUCUCCACAGCAAAUGUUGAAUGCUAUGUUACGUAAGGGAAAAGGUGAUGGUAUUCCUGAGGACGCAGUGGAAUCAAUGGUUGAUGUUCAUAAUUUUUUGAACGAAGGUGCCUGGCAACAAAUCUUGGAUUGGGAAAACAAAUAUACUUUAGAAACUAAGGUGGAACCUCGAUUAAAACAAUUUACUGGUAAACCACACGAUUUAUCACCACGAGCACAAUUAUUCUUAUGGUUAGGUAAAUUUUUCCCUGAACAGUUCAAUACUCAGCCACCAUUUGAUAGACACGAUUGGACAGUUUUAAGGUCUCAGGGAAAAGAACAAGGUUGGAAAGAAGUCAGAUACAUUAUAGAUUACUAUUCUGCACCUGAUGAUGAAGAUACAGGAAUGCCAGCUUUUAUGUUGGAUACACGUCCUGCUUUGGAUAAUUUUGAAAAUGCUAGCGAUAGAAUUAUUCGUUGGGCAAAACCAAUAUGGAAGAAGGCCAUGGGUGAACCAGAUACUGAUUAA